Colletotrichum destructivum is the source of this 1670-nucleotide messenger RNA. RefSeq names its product Putative AAA+ ATPase domain, ATPase, AAA-type, core, nucleic acid-binding protein. Gene Ontology annotation, cellular component: proteasome regulatory particle, base subcomplex. Gene Ontology annotation, molecular function: proteasome-activating activity; ATP binding; ATP hydrolysis activity. Lineage: Eukaryota; Fungi; Ascomycota; Sordariomycetes; Glomerellales; Glomerellaceae. The record is from RefSeq and is a predicted model, not a curated record. The transcript is spliced from 4 exons. Bases 186 to 1562 code for a protein of 458 amino acids. Gene Ontology annotation, biological process: proteasome-mediated ubiquitin-dependent protein catabolic process.
CCUUGCCUUGCUCCCCUGCGCUUCCACCUCCAUCUCCGUAAUCCACCCAUACUCAUCAUCAUCACAAGCUCAUCGACGACACCUCGACCGGCCACCGAAUCAGAGGUUCACCAGCUUUUUCCACCAUCGACACACGAGAAGCAUCCUCACAGUUCCACUGAGCCCUCGGAGCUCCCCGUGGCAAGAUGGGUCAAAACCAAUCAGGAAUGGGUGGCGGAGGUGAUGGAAAGGACGAGAAGGACAAGAAGAAAGAGAAGCCCAAGUACGAGCCUCCCCCACGUCCCACCACCAGAGUCGGCCGCAAGAAGAGAAAGGCGGCCGGCACCAGCGCCGCUGCGAAGCUCCCUGCCGUUUUCCCCACCAGCCGAUGCAAGCUCCGCCUAUUACGAAUGCAGCGAAUUCACGAUCACUUGAUCCUCGAGGAGGAGUACGUCGAGAACCAGGAGCGUCUUCGCCGGGCCAAGGCCGCCAAGGAGGGUGCCGCCAUCGGCCCCGAGGGCGAUGUCGACCGUAUGGCCGACGAGCGUGGCCGUGUUGACGAUAUGCGUGGCAGCCCCAUGGGUGUUGGCACGUUGGAGGAGAUGAUUGACGAUGACCAUGCGAUCGUCAGUAGCACCACCGGUCCCGAGUACUACGUCAGCAUCAUGAGCUUCGUCGACAAGGACCUGCUGGAGCCCGGCGCCAGCGUCCUGCUCCACCACAAGAGCGUCAGCAUCGUUGGUGUCCUGACCGAUGACGCUGACCCCCUCGUCAGUGUGAUGAAGCUGGACAAGGCGCCGACGGAGUCAUACGCCGAUAUUGGUGGUUUGGAGCAGCAGAUCCAGGAAGUCAGAGAGUCGGUGGAGCUGCCUCUGCUGCAUCCCGAGCUGUACGAAGAGAUGGGUAUCAAGCCUCCCAAGGGUGUCAUCCUUUACGGUGCUCCCGGUACCGGAAAGACGCUGCUUGCCAAGGCUGUCGCCAACCAGACCUCGGCCACUUUCCUGCGUAUAGUGGGAAGUGAGCUUAUCCAGAAGUACCUUGGUGACGGUCCUCGCCUUGUCCGUCAGCUAUUCCAGGUCGCCGGCGAGAAUGCUCCCUCGAUCGUGUUUAUCGACGAAAUCGAUGCUAUUGGCACGAAGCGUUACGACUCGACUUCGGGUGGUGAGCGUGAAGUCCAGCGAACCAUGCUGGAGCUCCUCAACCAGCUCGACGGUUUCGACGAUCGCGGCGACGUCAAGGUCAUUAUGGCCACGAACAAGAUCGAGACGCUCGACCCGGCCCUGAUCCGUCCCGGCCGUAUCGACCGAAAGAUUCUCUUCGAGAACCCCGAUCAGAACACCAAGCGCAAGAUCUUCACUCUUCACACAUCCAAGAUGUCGCUUAACGACGAUGUCGACCUUGAGGAGUUCAUCUCGCAGAAGGACGACCUCUCUGGUGCCGACAUCAAGGCCAUUUGCUCUGAGGCGGGUCUGUUGGCCCUUCGUGAGCGCCGCAUGCGCGUGCAGAUGGCCGACUUCCGGUCGGCCAGAGAGAGAGUCCUGCGCACCAAGCAGGAGAGUGAGCCUGAGGGCUUGUACUUGUAGUUGGUGUACGACGACUGUACGUAGCUGGGGCUAGGGCUAGACGGGGCUACGAUAGAUAAUGGCAAGGCAAGCCUUGGUGUUGACUUGGCAUUGAUUAACGAUACUGGA